AUGGAAGCAGAUGGCAUUGCAGAGGAUUUUUUAAAAAGCAUAGAGUUACACGGUCUCAAAUUCAAUCGAUUAAUUGGUGAUGGAGAUAGCAGCGUUACAAAACGUCUAAAAGAAGUUAUGCUUUAUGGUCCUACAAGAUUAGUAGAGAAAAUAGAGUGUAGGAAUCACCUACUACGUAAUUUUGGUACCAAAAUUUCAGCAAUUUCUAAAAACACCAAGUAUCCUGUUUUUUUGAGAAACUUUAUUAAAACCAACAUCAUCAAAUUCCCUAUUGCAAUUCGAAAAGCAAUUAAGUAUCGAAAAAAUUUGAAGGCACCAGAGCAUGAAAAAAUAUCAAGUCUUGUAUUGGAUAUUAGCAAUAGUUUUUACCAUAUAUUAGGUCAACAUAAUAAAUGUGAUGAAUACUUUUGUAAUAAUAAACAAAAGAUUAGUGAAAACUUAGUGCCAGCUGCAUUUAACUGUGGAUUAAUGUCAGAAUUUAAAUUGGUAGCACAACGACUUAUUGAUAAUGCUACAAGUCUAUUACACGAUGUAACGAACAAUAUUUGUGAACAAUUCAACAGUGUUAUUAAUAAAUUUAUUGCGGGAAAGCGAAUUAAUUUUUCACAGAGGAAUUCGUAUAAUACUCGUGUAAAAGCUGCAAUUGUAUCGUUUAACUCUGGUGGAAUGUUUCUUAGACAUAUGCACAAAAAAAUUACUAACAAUAGUCCAGGUAAAAUCGGAAAACAAUUUUUGUCCACAAAACUCCGAAAACUAACGGAAAUGCGAAAACGACGACAACUAUUUACGGUUAAAAAAAAUAAAAAUAUUAAAAACACUGGCCCGGACGAAUUUUAUGGGCUUGUUGAACCCUUAGCAGAAGAUGAUGUUAUGGAUGUCGAACAAUUUGUAAACCAAAAGCAAAGGUUUCUUGCAUCGUUACAAUUAAGUCACAAAAAACGUUGUGUCAUAGAACAACAUACACGAAAUCAAAGAAAUUGUCAGCAAUGGUUUAGUGAAAGAAGAGUUCGACUUACUGCAUCCAAUUUUGGAAGGGUUUGUAAAAUGCGUGCCAAUACAUCCUGUAAAAAUACAGUUUAUGACAUUUUAUAUGGAAACGUAACUUCAAAAGCAAUGGAAUAUGGAAAAAUAGAGGAAGAUGAAGCAAGACAAAUAUUUGAAACAAUGACAAAAUUAAAAGUAAAAAGUUGUGGUUUAUUUAUCGAUAAAGAUAUUCCAUACUUAGCUGCUAGUCCUGAUGGUUUAAUAAUUGGUGAAAAUGCUAUAAUCGAAAUAAAGUGUCCAUAUUCUGUAAAAGACUAUUUACACAUUCAAGACGCUAUUGUAGAUAAAAAGAUCCAAUACUUGUAUUUAGAAAAUAAUAACAUUAAAUUAAAAACUCAAAGCUUAUAUUAUUUCCAAGUACAAGAUUGUCUUCUUCCGGAAAUUAUUGAUCCCAAAUUUGGAAAAAGAUUGUUAAAAUCAGAUAUAUUAGAACCUAAAAGAAUUCAAGAUGAGCUGAAUAAAAAAACGAAAAAUAAAUAA
Melanaphis sacchari is the source of this 1524-nucleotide messenger RNA. RefSeq lists its product as uncharacterized. The record is from RefSeq and is a predicted model, not a curated record. NCBI's taxonomy places the organism in Eukaryota, Metazoa, Arthropoda, Insecta, Hemiptera, Aphididae. The coding region runs from base 1 to 1524 and encodes 507 amino acids. The transcript has 7 exons.